Molecule: messenger RNA, 1468 nt
Organism: Cuscuta europaea
Lineage: Eukaryota; Viridiplantae; Streptophyta; Magnoliopsida; Solanales; Convolvulaceae
Source: the annotation of a GenBank genome assembly
UCCCAAUCAACUUCUCCUUCCCACGUCUCUCUCUCUAUCCCUUCCUAAGUGCUUAUCGCUUCUUUUUCUCCCUCCUCUCUCUUUUUCUUCUGCUGAUUUAUGGGCUUCAUCCAUACUUAUUUCACAUUACAGCAGCUUCUUACUCUCCGGUUUCUGCCCGUAUAUCUUUUGAGCUCAAUUUCCUCUGCAAAAAUCAGAUCUUUGUUUUGAUUUCGUCUUCAACCUUAAAAAAGAGUCGGUGCUUAAGGGAGCUCAGCUAUGGAGGGUGGGAAAAUGAGUAGCAGUAGUAGUAACAACAGAGGUCUUCUUCUUCCAAGCGAUAGAUUUCCUUCUCCUUCUGGGGUUCUUGAUUCUUUCUGGGUUCCCAACUCUAACCCCUCUUUUCAAGCUUCAGCGACUAUGGUGAAUUUCAACGAUUCGCCACAGGAGAUGGAACACAGCAAUGAAGACUACACGGGUUGCUUUCUUCAACCGGAGAAGAAACGUAGGCUCAGCCCGGAACAGGUGCAUUUUCUUGAGCAAAGUUUUGAGGUGGAGAACAGGCUUGAGCCUGAGAGAAAGGUCCAAUUGGCUAAAGAGCUUGGCCUCCAUCCCAGACAAGUCGCAAUCUGGUUCCAAAACCGACGUGCCCGUUACAAGACGAAGCACAUUGAGAAGGAAUAUGAUUCCUUGAAAACUAGCUUCAAUCAACUCAAAGCUGAUUUCGAUUCCCUCUCUUUGGAAAAUGAGAAACUCAGAAACGAGGUUCAAGUGUUGACUGAAAAGAUGGAGAGUAAAGAGAAGGGGAAGGCAAAACGAGAAACAUCAGAACCAGUGGUGAACAGAAAUGGGAGAAAAGCCCAACUGGAAGAGCAAAUUCAUAGUAGAAACUCCCAAAAUGGGGUAAGUUCUCCAAUAGUGAUGUGCAAGCAAGAAGAUGCUGCAAGUUCAGCUAAAAGUGAUGUUUUUGAUUCCGACAGCCCGGUGUACACUGACGGGAUCCAUUCAUCAUUCCCAGCAGAUUCGUCACAUGUUCUUGACUCUGAUUUUUCUCGUAGCUUAUUCCCAAAGCUCCAAGAGGAAGAAGAGGAGGAAGAAGAGUAUCAUAGCCUGCAAAUGCCACCAAAUGCUUCUGGUUUGGGAUAUUCUAUUGAAGACCAGAUGACUACAUGGUUUUGGUCUUAAAUGAAUAGGGCCCCAUCCAAUGUGUAGUAUAUUCUUAUGUUCUUUGCUUUUUAGUGUACACCAUGAAUGCUGCUUUCUGAUGUUGUAAGGUGUUGUAAAUUUACCAAUAAUGUUAAAUUUGAGGUUAGAUAGUGGAGUGAGCUUUUUGCUGAUUCUAAUAAAGGUUUUAAAUAUCGGCUAUUAGUGGAUAUAUGUAGUACUCCUUCCGCACGUUUUUUGAGUUGUUUCAAAAUAAGUGUCGCAUUUCUCUCAUGUUCAUAGAAAUGAUCUACAACAUUUCGUUUUAUAUACUCAAAUUUCAACA